AUGGCACCCAAGAAAGGUAAAUCCGUUGUUAUUGAGGAAAUUGGAAGCAUUGAAAGAGAAUCAUCUUCAGCUGGAAAAUUAUCUAAAGGUGAAAUAAUAUCGGCGUCAUCGGUGAAUGUUGAAAAGAACAAUGAUAGAAUGGGAUCCAAAAGAAAGUUAUCAAGGAAGGGGAAGGAUGAUCAAGAAGAAGAAGAAGAAGAAGAAGAAACUGCAUCUUCCUCAGAAAAGGUCAAGAAGGCUAGGGUGGUUUGGCCAAAUUCACUUCACAACCAGUUUUUGGAAACCUUAAGACAUAUUGGCCUGGAAAGUAUGGGGAUAUAUAUCUUGCUCAUAUUCUAUUUUGUUUUUACCCUUUUAACUCUAUUAUUGUAUAAUUAUGAUUGGUGGUUAUUUUUUUCUCUAUUUUUAGAUGAAGCAGAAGUUGUCCCCAAGAAGAUUCAUGAGCAUAUGAACGUGCAAGGCUUAACCAGAGAAAAUGUGGCUAGUCAUUUACAGCUUUCCUUCCUUUUAUACCCAUCUGAUUGCACAUUUACAUCUAUUUCAACUAAUAUUUUUGGUUUUACAUUUGCAACUACAACUGCAUCUACACAUGUUUCAAAUCUAGUUUUAAAUCCAAUUAAUGAUGUUGUUGUUAUUGUUGCUAUUAUUGCCAUUGAAAAUGAAAAACUUAAGUCCAAAAAGCUAACAACAUCUAGUGACAGAUAUUUUGCAAAAAAAGAUGGGAGACUUUAUGGAAUGACUCUUGGAAAAAUAAAUCCCUUAUCAAAGUCCAAGUUUUUUACAAUAACCACUGGAAAGAAAGCAAUUUUAGCAAACAGUAUUAGAAGUUACAAUGAUAAAAGGAUUGUAGGAGCUUCAACUAGAAACAAGAUAAAAGGCUUGCAAGGUUAUGGAUUAUAUACAAACUUAUAA
Messenger RNA from Durio zibethinus, 912 nucleotides. Lineage: Eukaryota; Viridiplantae; Streptophyta; Magnoliopsida; Malvales; Malvaceae. The record is from RefSeq and is a predicted model, not a curated record.